UUUAACUUUUAGAAACAAUAUAUUUUAUUAUUUAAUAUUUAUCUAAUUAUUAAUUUAACAGUUUACUACUUAUACUUAUUUUGCAUUGUAUCGAGUAUUUGAGCCAAAAGGAUUUCUGAGUUUCGUAGUUUUUUAAUUAUUUCUUUAUUCAAAUUGGAAAAAUGGACGAAGAAACGUUAAUUGGCUUUAAUGAUAUAGCCACAUUAAAACCAGAGGUCAAACAAAAAACUGGCAAAAGAUCGGGAGGUUUCCAAGCCAUGGGAUUGAGUUUCCCUGUACUAAAAGGAGUUCUUAAAAGGGGUUACAAAGUUCCCACUCCUAUACAGAGAAAAACAAUCCCUAUUGCUUUGGAGAACCGUGAUGUUGUAGCUAUGGCUCGCACCGGUAGUGGAAAAACUGCUUGUUUUUUGAUACCAAUGUUCGAAAAAUUGACUCAGCACACUGUAAAUGGCCAUAGAGGAAUACGCGCUUUAAUUUUAUCACCAACUCGAGAACUUGCGGUUCAGACAUUGAAGUUUUUAAAAGAAAUAGGAAAGUUUACUAAUUUGAAAUCGGCCGUGAUAUUAGGAGGUGAUCCAAUGGAAGCCCAGUUUAGCACAAUGCACAGUGCUCCAGAUAUUGUUGUAGCAACUCCAGGUCGAUUUUUACAUUUAUGUGUAGAAAUGUCUCUGAAGUUGCCUUAUAUUCAAUAUGUUGUUUUUGAUGAAGCAGAUAGGCUUUUUGAAAUGGGUUUUGGUGAACAAUUAACAGAAAUUAUUGCUCGUCUACCAGAGACUCGACAAACGUUGCUUUUUUCGGCUACUUUGCCAAAAGUUUUAGUUCAAUUUGCUCGAGCAGGACUUUCUGAUCCCGUUCUUAUAAGAUUAGAUGUUGAAUCAAAAAUACCCGAUACACUAGGACUAGGAUUUUUGAAUGUGCGACCCGAAGAACGAGAUGGUGCUCUAUUAUGUCUCCUGAAAUAUGUUGUCAAACCAGAUUCUAUGACUAUAAUUUUUGCUCCGACCAAACAUCAUGUUGAUUUUAUUCAUUUACUUCUGGAUUUUCAAGAUAUACCAAAUACAUUCAUAUACUCUGAUUUGGAUCCAACGGCCAGGAAAAUAAAUGCUAGUAAAUUUCAAACAGGCAGUGUGAAAACUCUCAUAACAACUGACAUAGCUGCGCGUGGUAUUGAUAUUCCACAGUUGGAUACAGUUAUCAACUACACAUUUCCAGCAAAGUCUAAGUUGUUCGUGCACAGAGUUGGACGGUGUGCUAGAGCUGGAAAAGUUGGUCAAGCAUAUAGUUUAGUGACACGUGAUGAAAUGUGUUACUUAUUAGAUCUACAUUUGUUCUUGGGCCGUCCAUUUAGUCCUGUGCUCGAAACACCAAAGUCCGAUGAUGAUACUGAUGGCCUUUUUGGUAUAGUACCUCAGCUGUUAUUGGAAGAAGAACUAGGACAGUUGACAAGUUGGUAUACAUCAUCCAUUGAUGUGAUAAAUUCUCUGAAAACUUGUACAAAUGGUUAUAAAAACUAUAUCAAGUCUAGGCCAGGGGCGUCUGUUGAUAGUGUCCGUAGAGCUAAGAAAAUUAACCUAUCAGUUAUUGCAGAGCAUCCAAUGUUUCAGAAAAUAAUUGCAGCA
Acyrthosiphon pisum (pea aphid) is the source of this 1619-nucleotide messenger RNA. RefSeq names its product ATP-dependent RNA helicase DDX54. Gene Ontology annotation, molecular function: ATP binding; RNA helicase activity; nucleic acid binding. Gene Ontology annotation, cellular component: cytosol. Lineage: Eukaryota; Metazoa; Arthropoda; Insecta; Hemiptera; Aphididae. The annotation marks the transcript as partial. The record is from RefSeq and is a predicted model, not a curated record. The transcript is spliced from 9 exons.